This is a messenger RNA of Blepharisma stoltei, 3079 nucleotides long. NCBI's taxonomy places the organism in Eukaryota, Ciliophora, Heterotrichea, Heterotrichida, Blepharismidae. The record is from the annotation of a GenBank genome assembly.
AUGAAAAUCCUCUCCCUCAUGUCCGAAUAUGCAAAAAAAAAUCGUACAAUGAUAUCUAAAGCUAAGCGGCUAAGGCAUCAAUCUACUGAUGUCGCCGAAGUUCUUUUUUCAGAUUCUGAAGAUCCAGAAUAUAUUCCAGAUAAUGGUGAUGAUAUAAAAGAAGAAAUCUUCAGAGAAAGCAUUCAAGAAUUUUCGCUUAAUAAAGUAAAACUUGAGCCAGCCUCAUGUUUUAUGCUAUAUAUAGUAUCUGGGAAAUCUAUUCGCGAUAUAAUUCCAGAUCAUGAAAUCUCACAGACUCAUAAAAUUUUCUCAAAUUUGCUGUCGAAAAUUUCAGAUUGCCACGAAGCUCAUUUUGGUUUAGGAAAAUUGUACACUUAUCUAGGAAGAAUGGAUAAAGCUAUUUUUCAUUUAAAAGAAGCAGCAAAGCUCAAUCAUAGUGACGAUAUAUAUAAAAUUUGGUACUCAUUGGUUCAAUCUAAAUCAUUUUGCACUACCAAAGGCGAAGCAUUGACAUGUAAAUCUCUCUUAGAUUCUUGCAUAGAAAAAAUUGAAACUUUAUGAGGAUUGCUCAAUUUAUCAUUUACAGAUUUAUUAGAUCCAGCCAAAGAAAUCGAAUUGCCUCAAUUUUAUGCUACAAAAAUCAAAGAUAUUGAUCUAUACUAUGGCUACUUAAUCCCCCCCUCCGCGAGCGAACAAAAUCAUUGAAAAAUCCCUAUUUUUUGAGUAUAAACCCACCCUCCGUGAGUGAACAAAAAAUUUUUAUGAAAAAUAUUUUGAUAUACAAGUGAUAAUUAGUAUAAUUAAAUAUCUAGCUAAUUCUUUUAAAAGCUUGCAUUAAAAACAUAAAUUUUACAAAAUUUUUUAAUUUUCAAUUUUUGCAAUUUUUUUAAAAUUUUGAAACAAAAUUUUACUAUAGAAUCUUAUAUAAUAUUUAAAAUAAAAUAGCUCCCUCCAUAAUCAAAAAAAUUUUUUUAUUCGCUCACGGAGGGUGAGCUAGCAUGAAGUGAAAUUUUUAUGAGAGAAAAUCAAAUUUCUAAGGCAAAAGAAGUCCUCAAAGCUUUAAUACAGAUUUAUCCAUUUCGGCCAGAAGCGUAUGUAAGACUGUGGGAGCAUUACUAUAAAAGUCACCAAUAUGAUGGUGCUGAAGAAAUUGCAGCCAUUGCAUUUUCUUAUAUUUCUGCUUCAGAAAAUUUGUACUACAACAUAAUUCUAUGUAUUAGAUAUGCAAAAACACUUUUCCGACAAAAUAAAUUCAGAGAAUGCUUCCAAGUGCUUCAGCAGCAUUAUCUUGAUUAUCCUAACUAUACAGUUUUAUUAUACCAAUAUGGAAAACUAAUAGUUAAGGCUCAAGAUUACACUUGCAUAGGCUCAGCUAUAGGAGCAUUAGAAGAAUCCAUUAAACUAUGUGAUGAGUUUAGAUAUGGAUCCAUUUAUUUUUGGCUCGCAAAAGCCUAUAGAACUGUAAGGCAGAGUGUUGAAGAAUUUUACGCUAUGAAAAAUUCAUUAAAAUAUUUGGAAACCUCGGAGAUGAAAAAAGUGACAGAAAUGAAAGACCAUGUCCGAAGCAUAAAUGAAAGUAUGAUGGCUUAUGAAACCAUUGAAAAAUCCUUGAGUGCACAAAUGAGUGAUGAAGAAAUAAAUAACUGCAAAUCUCUAUGUGAAGAUGUUAAAAGUUUCCAAAAACAGUAUGGAGAGCUUUUAAUAGCAAAAAUAUUAUGGUGUGAAGGAAACCAAAAAGAGUCAAUUAAGUUACUCCAAAACUCGGUAAAGUGGUCUAAUGGAAGAAUGAUUGGAUACUUUCAAUUGAUGAAGUACUUGAAAAUUAUAGGUGAUUAUCAGUUUAUGAAAAUGGUUGGAAAAGAAAUGGUGCUGAAAUGCAAAAACAAUCAAAUUCCAACUUUUGUAUGAAUGCAAGCACAUAUAAUUUAUGCAAAAAUCUUAGUGCUUGUGGAUAAGCCAGCUAAAGCGAUCACACUGCUAAAAUGCCUUGCACAAGUCUUACCUCCUAUUCCAGACCCUUCAUUAUUUUAUACGAAUAACCUCCAAAAAGCUACAACACUCCAGCAACUUUUAUCUGCUGCUUCCAGAGCUGUUAAAUCUGCUUCUAUAUUUAAUUAUAACAUGUAUAAAAACAUAAGCCAUGUCCCACAAGUAACUUCUGAGCAAAAUAAGACAAAAUCACCUCCAAGAAAGCAAAAAAUAUUAGCUGACGAUAUAAUUUUUAAUUCUCCAAUAUCGCCCAGAGAAGAUAAAUCAAAAACUCAUAGAAGGGUAGGUACAUUUAGUGAAAGAUUUAAAAGUUUUGGAAAUCAUAAGAGAUUUGAAAGCUUAAUGAUUAAUACAGAAUUAGCAUCUGACCAAACUGAAAUGAAAUUAAAUACUAAUAAAAAUGAAAUGCCAUUGGUUUCUCCAUCAAAAAUUUCGAAUUCUUAUAUAGGACUUUCGAUAUGCUCUGAUACAACUUUCUUACUCCCCACUUUAAUUAGAACAAAAUAUUGGAAAAGUUUUCGUUUUUUGGAUAAAUAAUCUACCUUUUAAUUUGACGAAAUUUUAUUUUUUAUAGUUAAAAGUAUAAUUUCUAUAAAUAGCUUGAUACCUAAUUUAAUGCUGCAUAAAACAAAAGUUUACAUAAAAAUUGCUCUAUUUUAAAAAUUGAAUGGAAAAAAUAUACUGAACAGAUUAAUUUAUAUAUUUCUUGUUUAUGAAAAUUUUAAAAUUUAUAUAAUUUUUUUUCAAAGAAAAAGCCCAUAUAAUUUUUAUACCCAAAAAAAUAAACAAAUUUUUUGCUCGUUUUUCAAUGGAUGAGCUAUAUAAAAUAGGAAAAAUAGCAGGAAAAUUUAAGGUUCAUAUGGAAGAUGGGCUAUGCGCACUUGAUGAUUAUUUAUUAUAUCUCAGAUAUGAAAAAAAUGAAGAAAAGCAAGAUAUACUGAGAACGAAGGCAAUGUAUUGGAAAGGAGUGCUUCUUUUAGGAAUUUCGAAAUAUAAUGAAGCUGUGGAAGUUUUCAAAGAAAUUUAUGGAGACCUGCAAAGAUUUGGAAUGGGAAAAAAACUUUUGCACGCUAAAGAAUUUUGCGAUUAA